Molecule: messenger RNA, 2078 nt
Organism: Pelobates cultripes (western spadefoot toad)
Lineage: Eukaryota; Metazoa; Chordata; Amphibia; Anura; Pelobatidae
Source: the annotation of a GenBank genome assembly
AUGCUGCCAGGAUUUGCUCACUAUGACACUGAUUGUACCAUCUGCACCUUGGGUGAGUAGAUGCUGAUUUUUUUCUCGAUUUAAAAUGUAUGUAAAGAAAUAGAAGGCAAAAUACCUUUUUAUAAUAUUAAUAUAACAUGCACUUAAAAAAUAGAUGUAAAUGUAUUUCAUUAUUUUUUUUUAAUACUUUUCAUGUAUUCUUGCCAAUGUUACAGUUAUGUAUUAAAAGAAGUAGGGCAGAUUGCAUUCUUCACGUAUGAUCGUUCCUGUUUAAACAGGGACAGCUCCAGUAUUUUUUUUAUUUUUUUUUUAAUGCUAAAAUAGCAUAUUUGCAUUUGUUAAUUGUUUGUGUCCACUUACUGCACCCUGUUGACAAUUGAGCCAAAAUAUGGUCUGUUUUUUUUCUUUUACUGGUUGGAAUUUUACUGACACUAAAGGAACUGUAAAAAGUAACUGGAAGUUCUGUUUAGAAACUUAAGAGACCUUUUGGGGUUGAAUUUACAGCCAAUGUUGUAAUAUAAAUUUUAAACUUAUCCAAGUGUCAAGAGAUGACUCAUCAGACCAUAUUACGGUUUCCUCUACUAAGUGGUCCAGGUUUUACGCUCCUUACGCCAGUUUAUGGGUCUGUACUUUGAACUUUGCCAGCCUUGUGAAGCAUACAAUAUCACAUAUAUGUUUAGAAUUAGUCACAGAAGUGCUCAUUCUGUUCUAUUUUAAUGUUUGAGACUGCACUUGCCCUGUGAGCAUGAUUCAUUGUUCCUUGUAAAAAAAAAAAAAAAAAAAAUACAUGUAGGAUUAUAUCCACUUUUUUGCUUAUCUCAGGGUGUAGCCCGACCCUGCUGAGGAGGAGCAGGAAGGUGUAGAAAUCCCAUUUUUAUGAGGGGGCAAUGAAUGUAUUCCAAACCUGGCAGGAAAUGCACAAUGUAAAAUAUUUAUGUACACAUGUUGUAACCAGAUCAUAUCAUCUUGGUGAGAUCACAAAACAUGAAAUGUUUUAUACAUCAUGCCUCAAAAAUAACAUUUCAAAUCACUUCCAAACUUUGAAAGUGAAUGACCGUUCUUUGAACUUACAAUAUACAUUGCAGGUGUGUUAUUCUUACAACUCUCUCUUGCAGCCUAUCUGAUCAGGUCAGGUAAUAAAUAUUACUGGACAAACAGUUGUUGGAUCAGCGCUUAUUAGCCAGCUAGAAGCUAAGAUAAAUUGAAGGUAGUCCACAACCUAAGGGUAUGAACUUCCCUCACAGACCAUCAAAGAGAAUAGAGUACAAAAAAAAAUAAGUUAGGUCGCACCACAGUAAAAACAAUAAAAUAAUAUAAUGAUAUAGAACCAAUAGUAUACUUACUUACAAAAGUUAUAAAUGGGGAAUAGAAUAGUCCUGGUUAAAAGGCAUAUAGAUAAAAAGUCCAACUUAACUGAGGAACUUUGGUGUGAUAUCGUAAAUACAGUGUGAUAUGAAUCUGUUUGUCGUAAAUACUAAACUAAAAAUAUUUACUACAAACAGAUCCGUAUCACACCCAAGUUCCUCAGUCAAGUUGGACUUUUUAUCUAUAUGCCUUUUAACCAGGACUAUUCUAUUUCCCAUUUUAUUUUUAUUUUACUUUUUUUUUUUUUUUUAUAAUAAACAUUACUGGACCUCAGAGAUCACUCAUAAAUUAUCUUACACUAUUUGGUUUACAAACAAGAAAAAAAAAUAUGCCUCAAUUACUGUACCAUUUUACGGUAUUUUCCAGAAAACAACAAAAUGUCUAUUGCGGCACUUCUAUUGGGUAACCAUACAUCCACUAAAAGCAGCACAUUUAUUGACAAUACUUUUACAGUGAACAAAGAAUCGCACCACUUUCACAAUAUUUUUUUCAAGGAACAAUGAGUCACAGAGAUGUGGAAUUUAUAUCGCCCAACACCAGGGACAUGCAGUUCCGGGCAAGCAGUUUUUCUUUUCUUUUUAGCCGUGCUGUGGGCCGCUUAUGGCCACCGGGAUAUAGCACGGCAUUAUAUCUUAGCGGCCGUCAAUCUGCGACUGAAGAAAAUAGAAGGGAAACUGACUGCUAGACUACUGGACAAUGAGGGCUACUGGUAA